UUGAACUAGAUGAUAUGGGUUGCCAUUGCCUCUGCUGAUACCAAUAUAAUGUGGAUUUUGUUCUAAACUUGGGUGUAGGGGAGACUGUUGUAAUAACCCUUUUUCUCGAAGCGCCAGUCUUGCAGUGGCAGCCGAGAUGGACAAGAUGACGGCACCACGCGGCGCGUUCCUGGACGUGGAGCCGAGCCUGCUGACGGAGCGUCUGUCGGUGAUGGGCGCGCCGGCCGAGGAGCCGCUGGACGCGCUGACCAUGCCGGCCGAGGCGGCGACCAGCCAGCGGCGAGCCGGCGCGCUCGAGAUCCGGCCGCAGCCGGCCGUCUGCUGCAAGACGCGUGAUAGCCACGGUGGCAAGGUGUUCGUCAACGUCUGCACCAGCACUGACAUCCCGCCGCCCAAGGAGCUGGACGAGCAUGAGCUGCGCCAGCUGCUGAUGGACGAGGAGCGCGCCGCGGAGUUCCGCGUGCCCAUGAGCCUAGGCGAGGCACAUAAGGAGCUGGACAAGGCUGGCGGGCCGUGCGUGGCUUACGACGUGGUGAUCCAUCCUCGCUUUCACGCGCAGGUGGAGGCCAGCCUGCUCUUCAAGACGUUUUUCGUGACAGUGAUGAUCGAGGCCAUCGAGGGUAAGUUCGGCGUCGAGCUGGACAAGAACCAGUGGACCACGAUGCGCAACAAGCUGUACCUGGGCAAGAUGCCGCGUCACUGGGUGCGGCGCGGUGACCUGCCUAUGGUGCAGGAAUGCGCGGGCACCGAGCCGGCGCCGCCUGCCAGCCGCCCCUUGAUCUCGGAGCUGGAGACGCGCCGGACGGCGCCGGCGCCGCGCGCGCCACCGUACCAGCUGGAGCAGCGCGCUGACGGCCGCCUGCUAGUGCUGUUCGAGCUGCCGGCGGCGGUGAUGGCGCCGGCGCAGCUCAGUCUGGAGGUGGGAGAAGACCGGCUGGUGCUAGCGGCCGAUUCCGCCUGCCUUCUGGCCGACGUGUUCCUGCCGGGCCCGCUGGAGCCGGAGAGCGCACGCGCCGCCUUCUGCCCCGCCUCCGGCCGCCUUGCCGUGUUGGUUAGCCGGGCCGUCUGAGCCUGGGCUGACCGGAGCAAAGCUGGCACGCGAGUGGGAGGGGCUGUGGCUUGGACGUGCACCGACCCGUCGCUGCCGACCGCAGGUGGCGCUGUGGCAGACGGCGCCAGGCUGAAGAGGCCGCUGGUGUACCCCGUUCGUACGUUAGGAGAAUGGAGCGUGUCAAAGCUGAGCAUGGAGACAUCACCACUGAGCACUCAAAAAAAGCGACUAGAAGGUGUCGCCACAUCUUGUGCAUGUCGGCCCGAGCACUACCUACGCUGGAUUGCGUUCGCUCACACCCCAUGUAGGUGUAAGUCUUAAUGCCAGUAGCGUUGCCUUCCAGUUGCAAGCUUUCGAAAGCGUGGAGGUGAUAUAGCCUGCCGUUGGAUUGUGUUGUUUCAUUGAUGUUAUGCACCAGUGAGGCUGCAAAUAUAUUUUUUUAAUUGUUU
Molecule: messenger RNA, 1500 nt
Organism: Pollicipes pollicipes
Lineage: Eukaryota; Metazoa; Arthropoda; Thecostraca; Pollicipedomorpha; Pollicipedidae
Product: PIH1 domain-containing protein 1
Exons: 2
Coding region: 137-1069 (310 amino acids)
Biological process (GO): rRNA processing; box C/D snoRNP assembly
Cellular component (GO): ribonucleoprotein complex; R2TP complex; cytoplasm
Source: RefSeq, a predicted model, not a curated record